Tupaia belangeri chinensis (Chinese tree shrew) is the source of this 479-nucleotide messenger RNA. It is a transcript of the gene LHB, whose product is annotated as luteinizing hormone subunit beta. NCBI's taxonomy places the organism in Eukaryota, Metazoa, Chordata, Mammalia, Scandentia, Tupaiidae. Gene Ontology annotation, biological process: G protein-coupled receptor signaling pathway. The record is from RefSeq and is marked inferred. Gene Ontology annotation, molecular function: hormone activity. Gene Ontology annotation, cellular component: cytoplasm; extracellular region. The transcript has 3 exons. Bases 6 to 431 code for a protein of 141 amino acids.
GGAGGAUGGAGAAGCUCCAGGGGCUGCUGCUGUGGCUGCUGCUGAGCGGGGGUGGGGCAUGGGCAUCCAGUGGGCCACUGCGGCCACUGUGCCAGCCCACCAAUGCCACACUGACUGCGGAGAACGAGGCCUGCCCUGUGUGCAUCACCUUCACCACCAGCAUCUGUGCCGGCUACUGCCCCAGCAUGGUACGAGUGCUGCCAGCUGUCCUGCCGCCUGUGCCCCAGCCAGUGUGCACCUACCGGGAGCUGCGCUUCGCUUCCAUCCGCCUCCCUGGCUGCCCGCCUGGCGUGGACCCCAUGGUCUCCUUCCCUGUAGCCCUUAGCUGCCACUGUGGGCCCUGCCGCCUCAGCAGCUCUGACUGUGGGGGUCCCAGAGCACAGGGCUUGGCCUGUGACCGCCCACACCUCCCAGGCUUCUUCUUCCUCUGAGGUCCCCCCAGCCUCCUACACCCACCCCCAGUUCUGAACCCAGCAGAU